GGGCGCUCUGAGUGCUCCCCGCGGGCGUCCCCGGGCGCGCCGACGCUGAGCCGGCAGGUAGCGGCGGGCGCCGGGGCUGCGCCACCCGACGAGCCAGGGCCGCCCGCGCCACGGGGCCGGCGUCGCCUCCCCGCCCCGGAGCCAUGGUGCGCGGAUCCCGCACGCCGCGCGCGGGACUCUGAGCCCCCGCCGCGCCGCGCGCCCACCGCCCUUGCCCGGCCUCGCCGCCGCCCCUGCGCGCGGGCCAUGGCGCCCGGGCCGGGAGCCCCUCGCCUCUGAGCUCCGCGCCCCCGCUGCAGCCCAGCGCCGCCCGCCCCAGCGAGCCCGGCCGCCGCGCCCCCACCCUCUCCCAGGGCGGCCCGGCGCGCCAGGAUGGCCCCGCGCAAAGUUCGCAGGAAGCGAGAGAUGCUGCCGCAGCAAGUUGGCUUCGUGUGCGCGGUGCUGGCCCUGCUGUGCUGCGCGACCGGCGUCUUUGGCAGCCUGGGACAUAAAGCAGCGUCCGUCAGCAAACAUGCUCUUCCAGACACAUGGAAAAAUAGAAAGCUGAUGGCACCAGUGAAUGGGACUCAGACAGCUAAGAACUGCACAGACCCUGCGAUUCAUGAGUUCCCUACGGACCUGUUCUCCAACAAGGAGCGACAGCAUGGAGCUGUCCUGCUGCAUAUCCUCGGUGCUCUGUACAUGUUCUACGCCUUGGCCAUAGUGUGCGAUGACUUUUUUGUGCCGUCUCUAGAGAAGAUCUGUGAGAAACUCCAUCUGAGUGAAGAUGUGGCCGGAGCCACCUUCAUGGCUGCAGGAAGCUCGACACCCGAGCUCUUCGCCUCUGUUAUUGGUGUGUUCAUCACCCAUGGAGACGUCGGGGUCGGGACCAUUGUGGGCUCUGCUGUGUUCAACAUCCUGUGUAUAAUCGGCGUGUGUGGAUUAUUCGCGGGGCAGGUGGUCCGUCUGACAUGGUGGGCCGUGUGCCGGGACUCCGUGUACUACACUCUCUCUGUCAUCGUGCUCAUUGCUUUCAUAUACGAUGAAGAAAUUGUGUGGUGGGAAGGACUGGUGCUCAUCGUCUUAUACGUGUUUUACAUUCUGAUCAUGAAGUACAACGUGAAGAUGCAGGCCUUUUUCACCAUCAAACAAAAGACUGUUGCAAACGGCAACACGGUCAACAGUGAGCUGGAGGAUGGUAAUGAUUACUGUGAUAGUAGCUCUGAUGACCCCUCCGUGCCAUUGCUGGGGCCAGUGAAGGAGGAGCCGCAGUACAGCAAGAACCCAGUGGUGAUGGUGGACGAGGUCAUGAGCUCCAGCCCUCCCAAGUUCAGCUUCCCGGAGGCAGGCUUACGCGUGAUGAUCACCAAUAAGUUUGGUCCCAGGACCCGACUGCGGAUGGCCAGCAGGAUCAUCAUUAACGAGCGGCAGAGGCUGAUCAACUCGGCAAAUGGUGUGAGCAGCAAGCCGCUUCAAAAUGGGAGACACGACAACAUUGAGAACGGAAACGUCCCUGUGGAAAACCCUGAAGACCCUCCGCGGGAGCAGGAGCAACAGCCCCCGCCACUGCCACCACCCCCGGAGCCAGAGCCGGUCGAGGUUACCUUCCUAUCCCCCUUCUCUGUGCCCGAGGCAAGAGGGGACAAAGCCAAGUGGGUGUUCACCUGGCCACUCAUCUUCCUCCUGUGCAUCACCAUCCCCAACUGCAGCAAGCCCCGCUGGGAGAAGUACUUCAUGGUCACGUUCAUCACAGCCACACUGUGGAUCGCUGUCUUCUCCUACCUAAUGGUGUGGCUGGUGACCAUCAUUGGGUACACACUGGGAAUCCCCGAUGUCAUCAUGGGCAUUACGUUCCUGGCAGCAGGCACGAGCGUCCCGGACUGCAUGGCCAGCUUAAUCGUGGCAAGACAAGGCCUUGGUGACAUGGCGGUGUCCAACACCAUAGGAAGCAACGUUUUCGACAUCCUGGUGGGACUCGGCAUACCAUGGGGCCUGCAGACCAUGGUCAUUAACUACGGGUCCACGGUAAAGAUCAACAGCCGGGGCCUGGUCUACUCGGUGGUGUUGCUGCUGGGCUCUGUCGCCCUCACUGUCCUCGGCAUCCACGUGAACAAGUGGAGGCUCGACCGGAAGCUGGGCAUGUGUGUGCUGGCCCUGUACGCCGUCUUCCUCUGCUUCUCCAUCAUGAUCGAGUUUAACGUCUUCACCUUCGUCAACUUGCCCAUGUGCCGAGAGGAUGAUUAGGGCCGAGCCACCCUGAGCUGCCCUGGGCCCCGAUGACCUCCCUUCCACCCGCCCCAGCGUGAGUGUCUCCUGCCUCCGUGGUCCCGGCCGCUCUUCACGCGCAGACGGAAGAGCCAUGGUGGUCGCCGACUGGGCGCGAGCCGGGGCCUCCUCCCCCUCCUCGUCCUCUUCGUCGUCCUCCUCCUCCGUGUCCUCGGAGCCCUGCCCUCCCCACACAAGCAAGUUUCGGGGCUGCCGUCUGAGCAUCCUGGCAGGUCCCUGAGCUGGCGGGCCCGGGGAGGCCCCUCGUGACACGUCAGUGAGGACUUCCUGUCACUGGGUGGCCAUCGGAGCUUGUGAGGUCCCGGGGCAGGUGCAAAGUGGGAAUGUGGUUCCGCAGCGUCGCCCCCAGGCUGGCGGGUAGGGGUCCCUUAGACCGCGUGUCCUUCGUGGACCCUCCUGCCUCUGACCUCGGCAGGCAGCGCUGGGCCUCAACCUGCAGGCGAGAGGGCCCAAGGGCACAACACUCCACCCCUUUCUCUGGAGAAACUAAAAUGCAAAUAGCGUCUCACAGCAGGAAAGAGAGAGCUUUCUCACCACUUUCAUCAAGGCGUUCAGAGAAUGAACGGUGAAAUGUUAAAAAUAAAAUGUCCUGGAGAUCAUCAUACUUGAAAAAGAAUCAUCCCAAAUGGAAAGGCUACGCUGGGCACCGAAGAAGAGCCCUCUUGGACACAAAAUCCCACGUGUAUCGUCGCGUUGCUCUGACGCUGAGCUACUGGUUUGGGAUCUAGGAGAGCCUGUGCAACUCUCCCUGGAUGCUAAUUCAGGGACACGGUGGGGGUGGCAGGUGACAGCCGUCCCAGCCCUUCCCUGGGAGGCGGUGCAGUGUCCUGUGGGGCCUGUCUUUCCUCUAUUAAACGCUGUCCUCUCUAAACCACUGUUGUGAGGCCCAGUUGUCCCAGUACCCAGCAGUGUUGUGGCCUGCCGGACUGACUGCAGGCCACAGGGUCGUGGUGGACGUUGAGAGGAGAUGUUUCCUGAAAGGCAAACAGCUGCUCUCUGUUACCUGGAGGCGGGUCUGAAAACUGGAACUUGGCACUUUUAGAGCUAAACUUCUCGAGCCUUAGAGUUGGCUCCAGGUGAAGAGCCCAGGAUGGGAGGCAGAGUCAAAAAAGAGAGAGAAAAAUAUCCAACAAUUUUUCACCUGCUUCGUAGCUCUCAAAUCAAUAUUAAAGAGAUUUAUGAACACAAACCAUCCGUGGUUUCUAAAAAAGGAAGCACAAUUAGUUUUAUAUAGAGGUGGGGUUUUUUAAUUUUUUAAAUAUUUCUAUUGCAAAAGUCUAUUGGAUUUGAUGCACUUUUAAUAACUGGGAUAUUUUGCACAGAAGAAUGUACGGGAGAAGCCCCAGGUAGUGUGAGGGAAGAGGGUGUUGGCGGAUUGGCUGGUCAUGAGUGGUGUGUGAGGAGCAGGAAUGCAGUCGCUUUUUCCUUCCUGAAACAAAGGUCGUGACCCGAGGUGGGAUGCAGGCUGCGCUUGCCGAGGGCCUCCUGAAUUCAGAAGGAGGAAGUGAUCGCAUCCGCAUCCGAGGCAGGCGGCCUGGUCACCAGGCUUCCGCUCGGGGUCCACGUCAGUGUUAGUGGCUCCACCGCACGGAGGCCCCUCUUGUUUCUCUAUCUGGACCAAGCUCAGUGGUCCCCCAGGUGGAAGCAGAGGUGAUGUUCCUGAGAAAUCAGCGAGGUGAGCGGGAGGCCAGGCCACCAGUGGGGCCGUCAGUGCAGAGUGGACACACGGGGACAUCAGAGCCCGGGCCUCGGCCUGGUCUCCCAAGCCCACCGGGGUUCCAAGCUGUGUCUGCUCCUCCUCAAUUCUCAUAAUGGCCCUGUGGUGUGAGGAGGGGUGAUCCUCCCUGUUUAACAGAAAGCACAGUCUUGACUGAGAGGAGGUGACCCCGGGUUAAUUGUCCGUGAACUGCGGCACAAAAGCCAAGCCGCCAGCUGUCCCCCUCCUGGUCACCCAGGGCUGGGCCGUCCUUGGUGCGGGGCGGGCGGGGACAGAGCUCUGCCCCAUGGGUGGUCCUCAUGGUUCAGGUCAAAACUGUGGUAGAUCUUACCUGACCCCUCGUGCCCUGGCGUGUGUCCUAAUGGCUGUCCCUCCCCAGCGCCCCUGGGGUUUUCCUGGUAAAGACCAAAAGAUGUUUUUGUCCUCUGAGCACAGGCCGUGUGGUCCCCUGACGUCAUCCUUGCCAGGCAGGGUUCACUUCUCUGAGUCCUCGCAGAGCUUUUAGAGAACAUGGAAUCCUGGCUCUUCCUCGGGAGAGUCUGUCCGAGGUGACACAGCGUCCUGCACCUGCAGUUUGAGGCUACAAAGUCGUGUUUCUAGUCCACGGAGCUCUCCUGCUGGCUGCUUCUCUUUUGACUGUGAUGUGCCAAUGCGACUUCCUUAAAGGGUCUAUGUAUUCAUUGUAUCCAGGAAACUCCAUAAACGCUGUAGGUGGAUGAUCCUCUUUUUAAACUAAACAUUUUUCCAUCACGAGUUGCAAGAAUUGCUUGAUUAAUUAGACCUUCAUUUUAAAAUAAUGGUUUUAUCACUACACAGAAUUACUCCCUUUAUUUUAUUCCCAAGGCUGAUUAGCGUGGGGCAAUCACUCUGCUUCAAAAAUAGGCAAUAAAAAAACAUAAGUAAGUCUAGCUCUUGUAAUUGGGAGCAAGAAAGAAACACGAAGAGCUGCAUGAUCAACAGUGUCUGCAGAGUCGGGAGCAGGUGCUUCCUGUCCGUCCCUAGGUUGGAGUCGCCCUCGGCAGCUCGGGCACAGACUGGGCCAAUAGGUGCGUGGUGUCUGGAAACAUGGCCCUGGAGGCAGGUUCUGGGUCGAUGAGGGGAAGAACAGAUGGCCAGGGCACGGUGGGCAGGGCAGGGGACCGAUCCUGCCAAUGUCCGCGCAUCCCCCUGGUGCGCAACUCCCAGCUCGUCGACGUUCCGCCUGGGUCUCGCUGUCACUGUCCCUCCACUGCUGUUACAGACCCAAAAGGCCAUAGGGCAUAGCCCUCCCUGGUGCAGUGGGCACCUGGGGCGGUCCUGCAGAUCCCCACCCGGGGGCCCCCGGGCUGCCCAGGAGUCUAGGUCCCCAAGGAGAGCUGCUCCUCUUGCCUUUUGAUGAGCUGCAGCUGGACCCCACUCAGGAGCACGGCCCUCGGGAUGCCAGGUCCACCCCGAACCAUGGUCUUGGAGGUGAGGGCAGCCCUUCACUACGCCCUUGCACCCUCCAGGCACUUCUCUCUCUCCUUGGGGCGGACAGGGAGUGGGUCUGCUCUGUGCCCCCCUGGGAAGGUAGGGGACCCUAGCCCCCGCGGCAGAUGCUGCGCCCAAGCUCCCCUCCUUCCCCAGCGGUGUUCAGGCCGGAGGGGCACUGCCUGUGCUUGGGGACAGCCCCCUGCGGGUGGCAGGAGGGACACGGGGGCCCCCGCGGCUUGGGCUGCUGCUGGUCAGCAGCCGUGGGGUUCAUACGGGCUGAGGCCCCGACCCUGAGCGGGCACUGAGCCCGGGAUCCCUUCCAUCCCACCCCGCACCCCCUCCUCCCCUCUGGCUGGACAGAUGGCUGUGCUGCAUCCGUGACAGGCUCUCGAACAGUGCGGGAACUUGCCUGUCAGGGUGAAAAUCAUCAGGAUAUUGUCGCGAUUAAACACUCCCGGGUCUAAGGCCCCCUGAGCACGACUUCUGUGUGUCCCUCUCCGCUUGGGUCAGCAGCACAUGAGUCCAGGGCACCUGACAGGAUUGUGCCCCUAGAAACUUUCAGAAAUUUCUGAAAAUGCUCUGUGGGCAGCUCUCAGGUGGCAGGAAGUCCAUCAGCUCCCCCAGCACACCCCCGAAGGGCUGCCCCCCCAACCCCACUCUCCCCAUGUGGAUUCCCCCGGAGUGUCUGGGCCCCCAGCAACUGUGGACAUGUGCUCCUGGGCCCUGGGGCUGGCCGUGGUGGGUCAGCGCCCAGAGAGGGGCUCCUGCAGCGCGGACACAGCUGCCCCCCGCAUGGGUCUUGCAAGGAGUGGGGCUGGAGGGCCUGCGGGGAAUCCACCCCUCCAACGCAGAGAGCAGCUGAACCAGGAGUCAGUAAGGGGGCUCGUGCAGGGUCCCCUCGCCAUGCUGUAGGAGACGUUCCCUGGGGCCACAGACCAGGGGCGUGGGUGUGGCUGCACUUGCUCCUGACCAGGGAUGCCUGAGUGGGGUGCCUGAUGGCGCCGGGGGGGGGAGACCCCAGCCUGUCCCAAUACCGCCUAGCUGCCAAGAAACAGGUGUCCACAUAAAAUGGGGAGGAUGGGACCUUUCCUCCCGUCCUGCCCCGUGGGUGGAGCUGCUUGGGCCAUGACCGCCAGGGAGCCAGCUGGCUGGUGUUAGAGCUUUUUUUAAACAAUUCUUGUGUUUGAAUGACAAAUUCCCUCUGUCUCUGCGGAACCCCCACAUGCGGCCAGGGGCUGGUGGCCCUGCUUUGGGUCACCUUUUAUCUUCUCGUUCCCAGGGUCUCCCCUCACCUCAUGCAGGUAUCCGUGUCCAGGGUCAGGGUCAGGUGUCCCACACAGGCUCCGCAACAGAGCCGAGGACAACGUCCCUUCCAGUCUGUGGAAAUGUCUGUGGUCUGAAUACCCUGACACAGACCCGGGGGUGAUGGGGGGCAGCUCCAAGAGCUGAAAAUACCCCCGUGCCUCCGUGAGAGUCUGCCCCUGGGUGUGGAGCUUCUCCGCCAUCAGAUUUGUGGGGCUGGGAUCAGUUGCUCCUUGGUUAAAGGCCUGAUGACAGACGUGGGCAUGACCCACACCUGCUCCCACUGUUGCCAGAAUUUAAACAGUUGCUUUUUAUGUAACAUGUUGGUUGGGACUUUUCCAUGGUCAAGGCCAACAAAACCCUUCAUCCUGGAGAAGGUACGAGCCCUCCCUACCACACCCCUGGAAAACAAGCUUUGUAAGCUGUCAAGAGAAAGUAAGGGCAGUCUGAGGUCUCUGGCUGCGCAGUCAGCUUUGUGCACAGAGGGAACGUCCCAGGCAAGGGCCCUCCCUGCUCCCCCUCCAGAGUUCCCAGGAUGGGAAGUCCUAGCGAUCCACACGGACAGUCUUCCUUAGGAGCAGGAGCAAGGCCUUCCUUUGCUGCACCGUCAGCCAGGCAGCUCUGCUUUUCCAACUCAAAUGUUCUAGUGGGGUUUUUCCUGGCCCUGGGGGCAUCCCUGUCACCCCCAGAGGCCCCUUCUGAGCUGUAAAACACGUCCCAGGGCUUCUUCCACGUGCUUGGAGCAAAGAUAUGGGGGUACCCAGCAGGACGAGCUGAGGCUGAGCCUCUGCGAGCAGCUUCUUGGGAGCUUCUGCUGGUUCCGAGCACGGUGCCCCCUGGUCCGCUGCUGCCCGCCUGGAGUACUUGCUGGGUGAACACAAAAAGAGCCUGAUGGCCAGAGAGGAAAGGGCUGCCGGCCAGGUGGGGCCAGGCCUGUGGGCAGAGGGAGGAGCGGCCAAGAGAAGGGCCAAGCAAGGCGAGGCCGGGAACAUCCCGGAUGCAGGGGAGGCCGACUGGGCAGAGGUCCCACAGGGCCGCGGGGUAUUCCUGGGGUCCGGCCACAACCUCCCAAACAGCAGAUAGAAUCGGACUCUCACGUCCAGGAAGCACCCCCUUGAAAACGACCAAAACCAAGGACUUCCGGGGCUUUUACGAGUCCCUGGAGUCCCCCCCCCCCCGCCCCGAGACGUUUCUGGCAUGUGGAGCCGAAUGCUGCGUCCUUGUUCAUUCCAACAGGCAAAGCAGGAGCGAUGAGCUGAAAAGUUGUAAAUAAUAAAUAUGUUUAUCUCACUAUUUAUUUUUUCAAUAACUGUGACCUCCCGCACUGUGAAUGCUCUGUGAUAUGACGCUCUUAGUUUAAUAAAACUGUCAUUAAAUUUGAA
Nyctereutes procyonoides (raccoon dog) is the source of this 8118-nucleotide messenger RNA. RefSeq names its product solute carrier family 24 member 4 (gene SLC24A4). Bases 373 to 2223 code for a protein of 616 amino acids. Gene Ontology annotation, cellular component: membrane. Lineage: Eukaryota; Metazoa; Chordata; Mammalia; Carnivora; Canidae. Gene Ontology annotation, molecular function: calcium, potassium:sodium antiporter activity; calcium channel activity. The record is from RefSeq and is a predicted model, not a curated record. Gene Ontology annotation, biological process: intracellular calcium ion homeostasis; sensory perception of smell; calcium ion transmembrane transport. The transcript has 17 exons.